AUGCUGAGGGUCAACGCGUAUGCGCCCGUCAGCCUCGCCACUACGGGUCUCCUCGGCAACAACAACGGAGAGCUGGGCGACGACUUUACGACCGUGGACGGAGAGACUGUCGGCUUCGCGACUGCCUCACCGACAGUGGAAGAAGGCACGAACUACUGCACCACGAACUGGUGCACCACGGCAGACGCGUCUCUCUUCACCUACGCGGAGGGGGAGGACCACGGCACGUUCGACUUGUGCGACGCGGUCUACGCGGCGCCCGUGUUGCCCGAUACCAUCCCGGCGUCAAUCACAGAGCUAUGCGGCGACAACGCCGACUGCAUCAUAGACGCCCUUCUUGCUGGCGAGGAGGUGGGUCAGGCGACGCUCGAAGGACAAGCGGAGGAUCGAGCCUACCAGGAAGAAGUUGCGGGUUUGUGCGCGAGCAACUCUUUCAGCAGCACCGGUGCGCCGCCCUGCACGACUUGCCCCGACGGAGAGGUUUCCGGCACCGGCGCGACCGCGUGCAUCCGUCAAGAGCUCGUGGGUCUGAGUCUCCCCGAGAACAUCGCCGCUGCCAUGGCAGCUGACGCCAUGGGCGGCUUUGCCGGCCCGGGAUCCCUCACCACGACACCGGCGGGAACGAUCCAGCUCACCGAGGAGGACGGCGGCUCCGUGUCGCUGUCCGGCACUUUCGUUCGCGACGACGGCGCGGCGCUGCCGAGCUCGACUUCCGUCUUCAUCUACACCGAGAACACGGCACAGCCGGACGACUUCGUCCGCGGCCAGGAGGCACUGGAUCCCUCGACGGGGGCGUUCUCGACGGUGGUGACCGACAUCCCAGCGGGCAGCAGCAGGUUGCUCCUCAGCUUCGUCGUCGUGGAUCCCGCGGAGGCACUUGAUACCGCGGGAGCCGACACGGCGUUUGCGCUCGACGUCUCCAACUCUGCCUGCGUACCGUCGCUGACGAUCACCCUGGAGUGGACCGGCGAGAUAUCUGACGUAGAUCUCUAUGUCGUCGAGCCCGGCGGAGAGGUCGUCUACUUCAGCAACCGGGGUGGGGACGUCGGGUUCCUCGACAACGACGAUACUUACGGGUUCGGGCCCGAGAACUACAUCAUCGAUAGCGCACUCGAUCCCGCCGCCAGCCAGGUGCUUGGCGAGUACGAGACGUACGUCAAACUCUACUCAGGCGACGCGGCCACGGAAACUUGGCGCCUGACUGCCCGCGUUUCCGGAGAAGUGGUGUGGAUCGAGGAGGGUGAUUUCAUCUCCUCCACCCAAUCUGAUACUUUUGCCGUCUCUCUGAGUGUCUACGAUCCCACUUGCGGAGGUGUCCCGUGA
Ectocarpus siliculosus is the source of this 1323-nucleotide messenger RNA. Lineage: Eukaryota; Phaeophyceae; Ectocarpales; Ectocarpaceae. The record is from the annotation of a GenBank genome assembly.